AAUUAUUAUUUCUUUUAAAUUAAUAAAUAAUAAAUAAUUUCUGACAUUAAAAAUCAAGAAAAAAAACUAAAAAAUGAGUGAUUUGAUAGAUCUUACCAGUCCAGAGGACAAAAAAAUAAAACCUCCUAAACUUACGUCACCGCUGAUCCCUUUACCGGAUGAUAAGGGCAACCCAGGUGAAUCUAAGCAUAUAAAUAAUCCAAUAAUCAAUUUAGAAGCUUGUGGUAACUUGGAUGACAAUCCAUUCGACUCUGCGCUGCGUAAAACGAGCGAGUUUGUCAGUAAAUCCCAAGACCCUUUUGAGAUAGUCUGGGAAAAGUCAAUGAACAGCACCAAGAAGUCAUGUAGGUCAACCGGGGAUCAGUCAGGAUCGUUCCAGUAUCAUCAAGCCAAGCUAAAUAAAACAGCUGAUGGUUUUGUCACUCCAUCGGUCACUUCAGUCCCCAAAUCUAGUGUGACUAAAUCAAAAAACCCGGCGAUUUCAGUGAAGCCACCUACUCCGGAGUUCCACGAGCUCUCGAUCCUGGACCAGUCGUGCCUGAAUGACAGUUUUCUGCUGGACUCUUCGGUCACGGGGCGACCGAGCACCGAGAGGUAUUUAAAGCGGCUGGCCAGCGACUUUGAAUCGUCCAACUUUGAAUUAUCCCAGUCGAUCUUAAACCAGUCGACGCUUAACGACAGCUUGUCUGGGACCAACUCGGAUGAUUGUCCAAUAAAAUCUAUAGCUGCCCAGCGGCUCGCCUCUUGUGUCCGGCAAGGACUCAAACAAGCUGAGGCUGCUAGGAAAAAUGAAGGGUACCAUCAACAGCGGUCGUUGUCUCAAGGAUGUCACGUCUCUCCACACUACUCUAAGUCUUCCAGGUCUUACUCGGCGACGGGUGCUGGAUUGGAUAAAAGUCUUCAAGAGCUUGAGCUUGCUUCUAGAGAUACUUUACUCGACCCGCUGAACAACGGGUUUCUUAAUUCAAGUCGUGAUACAAUAUCUGAUAUUUCUUUCAUAAGGAAAUUCAGUUCGGCAUCGGGUGGGUCUGCUAGUGAUACCUUUAAUAAAAUAAACCAAGCUUUUAUCGCCAGUAAAUCACUUAUAGAAAAUGAUACUGUAAAAAAAUCAAUAAAUUCAAGACUCUCGACGUCUUUCGCUGAGAUUUCUGACUUGAAAGCGAAACUUAGUUUGCUAAAGUCAAAGUCUUUGGAAAGAAAUGAAACUGGUUCAGUUUCUGAUCCCGAAGCAAUUGUUGUUAAUCAUAAUAUUACUUCAGAUUCUGUAUUUAUUGAUGAACAUUGGGAAAGGACAAAUGAUGCGAGAUUAAUAGCAGAUAAGCUUGAAGAAAUGCUUACCAAGUCACACAAGUCGAGCGAUAGUGAUGAAUUACCUUCGAGAAUUCCUAGCGAUAAUGAGGUAUUAACGGAUAAUGAAGUACGAGUAGAAAACUUGAUUGAGUUAUCCUCAGAUACCUCGAACAGUACGGGAUUUAAUUCCGUUGAUAAAGUACAGUCCUCAUCGCAAUCACUUCUUAAGAGUAACGACAACAGCUCUGUCGACGUGGUACGUGAGUUGGAGAAGGAACUAAUCGACGCUGAGAAUAAGCCAGCAGCUGCCAGUCUGCUGAUGGAUUUAAAGAAAUUAAUAAAAGCUGAAAAUAAUCCGCAGGCUAUUGAAUUGCUGAAAAAUCUUGAGAAAAUGUUAGGAGUUAAAUGUCAGAGUAACGCCGAUUUAUUGGAAAUUUUUAUGAAUUCAAGCACAUCAAGUUCUUCAAAUAAAGAUAAAAAUUAUGAAGAUACAAGCGUCGUUACAGCCAGCGAUUUCACUCAUGAAACCUUAAAAGAAAAUAUUUCAAAGACAGACAGUAUAAAUUCAUCAGAUUCAAAAGACAAAAGUCAAAAUAGCAGUACUUUAAAAUUAAUAGCGGGUAUACAAGAGUCGCUUGAAAAAUUACUGUCAGAAAAUGUGGGACAGCCUAAAUUAUUACUAAAAAAACUUAACAGCGUGUUUAGCAGCAUUGUGUCGAGCGAAAAAACUCCAGCAACCUCGCCAGUAAAAACAGCACGUGUGUCUCCGAUGAAAAAUUCGGAGUUAAGCCGCUCGGUGUCAUCUCUUGCCCGCAGAAGUGUGGACAGCCCGACUAAAAAAUCAUUCGGAUUAAAAAGACGGACCUCGAUGACGCAGAUACCUUAUACGGGUAGUUCGCGCAGAUCUAGCUCGGCUGGCCGUAGCGUACGUGCUGACAGUCCUAACAAAGAAAUUAAAUCCCGGCUGUCGUCAUCCGCGUACCAAGUAACUAAAUCCCAUCAACAAGUUCAGCAAGAAGCUGCUGUUAAAAUUAAACCUGUCCCGGUGAUUGGUAAAAGUAAACUACGCAAAAAGCCAGAGCAAGCCCUUGAAGUUCCGAAGAAGGGUCCGCUGAAAGCGGUGAUUCCUCUGGGUAAUAUGCACCGACGCACUUCGCUGGGGAAGCGCGUUGCUCCGACGACUCCUCCGAAGUCUUCCCGCGCUUCCAUUGGUAAAACCAGCACUCCAAAUACUGGAGAGGAGGUUCUAGACUGCCUGAAGAAACCUCCCAAGACUAAACCUCUGGCUGCUUCCACUCCAGAAGGGGGUUAUAAGAAUACCCGCUCCAGUUUGCCGGUUCCUAAAAGUCCGAGACCUUCUUGCAGUAUUUCGCCGGUUACUCCCAAGACUCCGAUGGUCACUCCCAAGACUCCCAGAGGGUCUAGUCCUCGAGUUACUCCAGGAGCCAGUCCCCGGAUUCAAAAUAAAAAUAAUUCUCUUGAACGUUCUCUAGUUAAAAAAAUAUCUUCACCUACGACUCCUAAAUCAUCUCCAAGAGUAAAUAAAAUAAAAGAAGUUUCUCACCGGCUGAGCUUAUCGUCACAGCCGAUCAAUAAACCUGGACAUUCUCGUCGUUCAGAACCUGUGAAACAAGAUUUAUCAAAGAGCGAGAGCUCGAAAAAAACACCCGGUGUUUUAACCGAACAAAAUACUCCAGUUGCUAAAGUAAAGCCGAUUAAUUUAGCUUCUAAAUUUGUUCUGCGUCGCACCGGAAGCUUCAGAUUUCCCGAGAAGGAAAAUAAAUUAUUAAAAUAAACU
Messenger RNA from Cotesia glomerata, 3088 nucleotides. RefSeq names its product dentin sialophosphoprotein-like. Lineage: Eukaryota; Metazoa; Arthropoda; Insecta; Hymenoptera; Braconidae. Bases 74 to 3085 code for a protein of 1003 amino acids. The transcript has 5 exons. The record is from RefSeq and is a predicted model, not a curated record.